AUGCCGUGGGACGGGCUGCAGGUGGUGACACGCUCCGUGCUGACGCUGCUGUGCGGGGCUGCCGUGUGCGUGAGCGCCGCGAUGGAGGCGGCUGACUCCUGCCCUGUGGAGUGCGACUGCUCCGAGUGGAAGACGCGCACCAUCUCCUGCGUUGACAUUGAUAUUCUCCCCAGGUUCCCGGCGAGCACCGAGGCGCUAUGGUUUUUCGAGACCCAACUCUCAUCCUUGCCAGCGGAUGUCUUUUCCAACUUGGUCAACAUCUCAUGGAUAUAUAUAUCGGUGGACGUGAAGCUGCAGAGGCUGGAAAGGCACUCAUUCAACAGCCUGAGGAAAAUCACCCACAUAGAGAUACGUAAUGCAAAGAGUCUGACCUAUGUUGACCCAGAAGCCUUUAAGAACCUCCCAAACCUCAAAUAUCUGGGGAUUUUCAACACUGGCCUCACUUUCUUCCCUGACUUGAACAACAUCCACUCUAAUGACAUGAACUUCAUAUUGGAAAUUGUUGAUCAUCCCUACAUCACCGAGAUCCCACCCAACUCAUUCCAUGGCAUCACCAGCGAUGUGCUGACAGUGAUGCUGUAUGGAAAUGGCUUCAGAGAAAUCCAACAUCAUGCCUUCAAUGGGACCAAGCUCGAUCAAGUCGACCUGCACAGGAACAAGUAUUUGACCAAGAUGGAUGAAAGGGCUUUUGCUGGCACCAUAAGCGGACCCAUGCUUCUAGAUGUGUCCCUGACAGGGAUCAACUCGCUGCCGACCACAGGUAUGGAUUCGCUCAGAGAGCUGAAGGCGCGCAAUGCCUGGGCCCUCAAGAAACUUCCGCCCAUCAAAACCUUCAAGCACCUCACCAUCGCCAACCUCACGUACCCCAGCCACUGCUGUGGUUUUAAGAACCUCAAAAAGAAACGAGGAUUUUUGGAGUACAUCAUCUGUAACCUGACUGUUCUCCAAGAGCAGCAUCACAAGCGCUCUGUGGGGCCCCUCCGCUUGCCUUCCCUCCAAGGGGACAGCGUGGUCGAAACAGCCCCCGACCUAGAGCCAAGUGACGGAGGUCAGACAGACUCCCAGCAAGACUGGUGGAGAGGUGACUUCCAUGGCAGCCUCCACUACCAUGCCUAUUUUGGGGGCCAGCCAGAUGAGGAUGUGGGUUUUGGAGAGACCCUAAAGAACCCCCAAGAGGAUACCAGCCAAGAUUUUGACAGUCGUUAUGAUUAUGUGGUGUGUGAGGAGGGAGAGGAGGUGGCGUGUUCGCCAGUACCCGAUGAGUUCAAUCCUUGUGAGGACAUAAUGGGUUUUGGCUUCCUGCGAGUGUCUGUGUGGUUUGUAAGUCUGCUGGCCAUUCUGGGAAACGUGAUAGUGCUCCUGGUGCUGCUCACCAGCCAUUACAAGCUCUCUGUCUCCCGCUUCCUCAUGUGUCACCUGGCCUUUGCAGAUCUGUGCAUGGGGAUUUAUCUUCUGCUCAUUGCCUCAGUAGACCUCCACACACGGGCUGAGUACUUCAACCAUGCCAUAGACUGGCAGACGGGUCCUGGUUGUGGACUUGCAGGGUUUUUUACGGUCUUUGCCAGUGAACUGUCUGUCUACACCUUGACAGUGAUCACUCUGGAGAGGUGGUACGCCAUUACCUUUGCCAUGAGGCUGGAUCGCAAGCUGCGUCUGCACCACGCCGCAGCUGUGAUGCUAGGUGGCUGGUUUUUCUGCCUUGUCCUGGCGCUGCUUCCUCUUGUUGGGGUGAGCAGUUAUCAGAAGGUCAGCAUCUGUCUCCCGAUGGACACCCAGUCCACAGUGGCUCUGGUCUACAUCUUGUCAGUGCUGGUCCUCAAUAUUCUGGCCUUUCUUGUCAUCUGUGCUUGCUACUUCAAGAUCUACUGCGCAGUGCACAACCCUCACUAUCAUUCUGGAUCCAAGGACACAAACAUCGCCAAGCGAAUGGCUGUCCUCAUUUUCACGGACUUCUUGUGCAUGGCGCCCAUUUCCUUCUAUGCCAUGUCAGCCGUGCUGGACCGGCCGCUCAUCACUGUUUCCAACUCCAAGAUUUUAUUGGUGCUAUUCUACCCGCUCAAUUCUUGUGCCAACCCGUUCCUCUAUGCCAUCUUCACCAAGGCGUUCAGGGGGGAUGUGUUUAUCCUCCUCAGUAAGGUGGGGCUAUGUCAGCAGCAGGCACAGCUGUUCAGAGGCCAGACGGUGUCAUCAAAAGGCAGCAGCGGGACAUCUCAGGUCCGUAGAGACAAGUGUAAGGUCAGGAGUGGAGGAAGUGGUGGGCAGGAUGAGGUGCCCAUACACCUGAGGAAAUGCUCUGGACAUACCUACCAUCAAGCAGUCAGCCAGCAGGCAGGCCCUGAGGAGAGCCAGAGCCUGAACACGUGAGCCAAACGCCAGCUUGAAGAUGUAAAAAGAGAAGUUAGACAGGUUCAGGUGGGACAGGAGAGGCCUUGAAGUGUUUG
Platichthys flesus (European flounder) is the source of this 2441-nucleotide messenger RNA. It is a transcript of the gene tshr, whose product is annotated as thyroid stimulating hormone receptor. Gene Ontology annotation, cellular component: membrane. Lineage: Eukaryota; Metazoa; Chordata; Actinopteri; Pleuronectiformes; Pleuronectidae. Gene Ontology annotation, molecular function: thyroid-stimulating hormone receptor activity. The record is from RefSeq and is a predicted model, not a curated record. Gene Ontology annotation, biological process: G protein-coupled receptor signaling pathway. The coding region runs from base 1 to 2364 and encodes 787 amino acids. The transcript has 10 exons.